CUUGCGAGGGCGGGGGGCCGGCCCCUCGGCAUGCGGCGGCGCGCGGGGGCGCCGGGGGCCAUGUAGAGGCCGGCGGUGAGUCGCGGAGGGCCGGGUCGCGGAGCCCGCCGCUCGCACGGAGGCGGAUCGCCCCCCCCCGUCAUGACGGCCGAGCUGCGCGAGUGCGAGCAUUGCCACCACCAGGCCGCGGAGGGCCACGAGGGCUCCGGCGAGCACCGCGGCAGCUGGUUCUGCAGCGGUUGCUGGGCGGAGUGGCAACGGGCGCUGGCCCCCCUGGACGCGUCGCAGUGCGACAGCGUGGAGCUGCUGAGGUCCGCGCUGACUUCUUGGAUCGGCGCUGGGCCCCACCCCUGGACGCGUCGCAGUGCGACGGCGUGGAGCUGCUGCGGAUCGGGGGAGGACGGAGGGAUCGAGGAGCGAGGUGGCGCGCCUGCGGCGGGAGCUGUCGGCCGCCGAGACGCUUCGGGUGUCCUCGCCGUGCACCGACGUGGUACACUGGAGCGAGCUGGACUCGACGGCGUGGCAGAACCGCUGGCGGUAUUGGGAGAGCUGGUGCCCGUGCUGCAAGCGGCCGCUGUGCGUGAGCUCCUACACGCCGCUCGAGGCGACGCCG
This is a messenger RNA of Prorocentrum cordatum, 613 nucleotides long. Lineage: Eukaryota; Dinophyceae; Prorocentrales; Prorocentraceae. The record is from the annotation of a GenBank genome assembly.